This is a messenger RNA of Naegleria lovaniensis, 1608 nucleotides long. RefSeq lists its product as uncharacterized. The record is from RefSeq and is a predicted model, not a curated record. Lineage: Eukaryota; Heterolobosea; Eutetramitea; Acrasida; Naegleriidae. The transcript has 3 exons. The coding region runs from base 1 to 1608 and encodes 535 amino acids.
AUGUCCAACUCAACUCUUUCAUUCGAGAAUCAAAUCGAUCAACGACAAGACAUCCCUCUUCUCGAACAAGCCAAUUCUCACCCCAUGUAUUACUCCAUGGCUCUUACUGCUAUCGGAGCUACCAUCGGAGACGCAUUGGGAUCUCCGUUCGAAAACAAAACAAAAUCUGAAAUUCAGAGCAUGUGGCUCAUGAAGAAAUCCAACCACACAGCAUCGACUGGUACUCAUUAUGUCUUUCCUAAACAAUUAUGUCAUUCUGGAUUGAUUUAUACUGAUGACACACAAAUGUCCAUUUCAUUGAUCGAGAGUUAUUUGAUAAAUCAUCAUCUCGAUCCAAUCUAUAUCAAAACACUCUGGCAAGCUCUCUCCAAAAAGGACUGGUUCACAUGGGCUGGUUGUCCUCUAAGUCAAUAUCAAUUUGGUGGAUUUCGAGGAACAGGUCGAAAUUUCAGAGAAAGUGUCAAUUCAUUGAAUGAAGAGUGUGAUAAUGACAUUUCUCAGAAAACAGCUGGAAAUGGAGUAGCUAUGAGAUCGUGGCCAUGUGCCAUUGCUGCCUGUCACGUGUCACUUUCACCGAUAGAACAAAUUGAACGAUUAAGACAAGAUGUUGUAAUGAAUGGGGAACUGACUCAUAAGGAUAUUCUUGGAAUUGUUCCUGCAUAUUCUGUUGCAUGGCUCACUUAUCAAUGGAUUCAAGGAAAAUUACUUCAUAUUGAAACUUUGGAUUUGAUUCGAGUAGUCAUUGAAGAAACCAAACAAUUUGAAGUAUGGCUUUCUAAAUUUUCCAAAUAUGAGCAACAAGCCAAGAAACGAAUCUAUUCGACCGCUCUCGAAGCCAUUCUUUCAUUUCUUAAAAAAACUUCCAGCACUCCAUCGAAACAAGAAUUAAUUGACAUUUCUCUUAAAAGUAUUGUUGACAUUUGUGAAAUGACCACCUCCCAAACGGUUCGAGGUCCUCAUGAUGGAUUUGCUGUUGCGAGUGUCACUUCUGCUCUUUUACAUUCCAUUAUUUUGCGAAAUGAAGAUUUCCUUAUUUGUUUAAAGCGAGUCAUUGAUGUUGGAGGAGAUACAGACACGGUUGCUUCGAUGGUAGGUGCCAUGGUAGGUGCCUAUAAAGGAUGGAGUUUCACGUCCAAUCGGAAUGAAAGUUCACUUCAACUUUCACAACAAAAUUCCCAAAAACAAUUUUCCUAUUUUGUAGUUCAACAAGUUGUCGGAUUUGAACACUUGUAUGAAUUUUAUAGACAUUUUAUUGAAUGGACACUCGGAAUGAGUCAUCAAGAUACGAACAAGAUCAAGAAGGAUUAUUGUGGAUUUUUAUUGCAACAAGAAAAACACGUGACCUCUGUCCUCCUGAAUUUGGAAAAUUCAAAACGAACACCUCAUUAUCGUGCCACGAUUGUGAAUGAUAUGGUUUCGAAAAUUGGAAAUUCAUUAAUGAGAGAAAGAAGUAAAUUUCAUGGAAGCGAUGAAGAAUUUGUGAAAAUGGUCAUUCCAAAAUAUUCCAAUGAAAUUGAGUGGAUGAAUGAUUGGGAUUUGAAAAAGUUGUAUGGAAUGGUGUUUAAGAAGAAUCAAAGAGGAGGAACCUAUGGAUACGAUAGGAGAUAG